AUGAAUGAAGAUGCAGCAAAUGCUCUAGAGCUGUGCACCGAUGAAUUGGCCGAGACUGAAAGGUGUGAGAGCAUAGAGCUUGAUGAUGAAAUAAGACAUCUGAUAGAGAAGAACAGUAUUUCACAGUCCCGUGAGAACUCGGAGUUCAUUACCCAAGAGGGUGUGCUCAGACAGAUGACUUCGCGUUCCCUGGAGACCAGGCGUAAAACAGACAUCCGAAGCCUCUUUCGACUGUCACAGACAGGUAUGAAUGGCCCAGAAGGAUCAGAAGACCAGUCACAAUGUACGUUACUGACAAAAAAGAAGAACAGACCAACAGAUACCCUUGAACACCAGGUCAUACUAUUGGAAAGACAGAAACAAGAGUUGCUAGAGGUGAACAAGCAAUGGGAUCAACAAUUCAGAAGUAUGAAACUGCACUAUGAACAAAAGCUUGCAGAAGUGAAAGCGAAACUGGGCGCAUCACAGAGGAGUGUCAGUGCGCUGGAGAAAGAAAGGCACCGGAAUCAGCAAGAGUGUGAAAGGCUGCAAGCCCUGGCCAGAGAGGGACCGGGUCAGGAAGCGAAAGAAAAAGAAAUCCUAAGUGAAGCACUGAAUGAACUGAAGGAAGAAAACAAACUUCUGAAAGAACAAAAAGCUUCAGUGACCAAAAAGAAAGAGUACUAUGAAUGUGAAAUAAGUCGCCUCAACAAGGCCCUUCGGGAUGCAUUGCAGAAGCAACACUCGUCCCUUCUUCUGCCUCAUUUGGAUACAUCUGACAGGAACUGCAACAAUGAAGAGCUGAGGACCCAAAUGGAAGUUCUCAGACAACAGGUACAGAUAUAUGAAGAAGACUUUAAAAAGGAGAGAGCUGACAGAGAAAGACUUAAUGAAGAGAAAGAAGCACUUCAAAAACGUAACGAAAGAUCACAGUCCCAACUGAACAAACUAAAUUCUCAGAUGAAAGCGUAUCAGAAGGAAAAAGAACUUCUAGAGAAGCAACUAAAGAAACAGACAAAAGACCUCCCUGUGUCAUCUGAGAGGUGCUGCUUCUCUCCUCCGGUGUUCCUUCCACCUUGUGUUAAUUAUGGAAACUGUGGAUUAGUUUUCCACUGCCAAGAUCCUCGAGUACACAUGGCAUCACGGGGUAUGCAUGAUCAGCAACAGCACCCUCCAGACUAUCAGUGGUAUGUUCCGGACCAGUUUCCGCCAGAUGUGCAGCACAAGGCAAAUGAUACUUCCUCAAAGAAAGAAGUUCAUCACUGAAAGCAUGUGAGCUAGAGAAGUGCAGAUGAAUUACACAUGCUCCCAUACCAUGAAAGACUGAGAGGCAGUGUGAUGUUUCCUUGUAACUUUAUUGUUCAUUAUUUUUGCUUAUAGCCCCCAUAUCUGUCCAGUACAUGUUAUUUGUAUCUGGGUGGUGGUGGUGAUGGAGACACAGAAUCUACACAAGGAUCUUCAAGAACUGAUUGAAUUAUCUGGGGAACCACCACUACCCUUCUUCCUUUUGUGGAAGUUGCUGCCCAGGCUGGCUAUAGGGCUUGAUAGAAACUUCUUAUGAUUCAAUGUUAAAUUGCUGUGGAUUAAGAAGAUGUUGCAUCUGAUUUGAAUAUAAAAUGUUUAAGCACAUUGAUAUUGUGAUCCAGUGUAAGAAUCACAGCCCACUUUAUUUAAGUUCUGAAAAUCAUUUGUUGUGCCAUUUUGAAUUCUGCUCUCAUUUCUUGGAAUAUAUAUUUAUUGGAAUGAUAGGAGCACUUUAGAGAAGUGGCUGUCUACUACUGUGUUUGUACAGUGCCUAGUAUGAAGGUGGGCCAUUUUUAGUUGGUCCUUAGGUGCUUCCGUAAUAAACAUUUUUACUAAUUGGUUGACUGAUAAAAAUGGCAGUCCUACUCUUUCACAGUUUUUGUAUAAAAUUGUAAUUGUGUUGCAUGUUGUCCAAUUUUCCAUGGUAGACCCUGAACCUGCUCCCAUUUAAGUCCUGUCCACUUCUUCCAUUGAUUUCUGUAACAAAAAGCUUGGGACUAAAGCACGCAUAGGUUAUUAUCAUAAUUCUGUGUUUGUGCACAUAUUUGGGUCAAUGGAAUAUUCAUGGAAAUAUUCCACUGAUUUAUACUGAUAGUGAAAACAAGUUUCUACUUCCAGAGGAUUUUAAUAAUGAACAAUGUAAACGUAAUUGUCUGACCUUUUGAAUUUGAUAACACAACAACAUUAAUUGAAUAGUUCUGUUUAAACCAUGCAACUUUAUAGGAAAUCAUCAUGUCAGAUAUUUGGCAAAUACUGCAUGAUGUAAUCUGCUUACAGUAUAACUGCUCUCUCCCUUCAUAUAUUUAAAAGCUUCAGAGGGGUAGCCGAGGUACUCUGUAACUGGAACAACUUAAAUACUUUAGCAGCACCUUAAAGACUAAUAUCUAUAUGCUUUGUUAGCCUUUAAGGUGCUACUAGACUAUUUGUUGUGUCUUUAGUUUUUCAUAUAUUUAGUUAGAAUUCUUAGGACUGUUCUCUAUCAGAGCCACUACAUAGGGGUAAGCCUUGCGCCUUAAACAGUAGAUCCCAUGAAACAUCUAAUGGAUGUUCUUUGUAAAUCAGUAGAAAUUUCUAAGCGUGAGUCUAAUUUCACACCACGCCUUCCUAAAUUGUACCAAGGCAGAGUUUUCAAGUGGACCUACCAACCCUCACAGACAUAUACAGGAGAAUUCCCACAUUUAUAACAAUCCAUUUUAAUUUCCAUUUAUGUGCAAAGACUUUUGCAUUAAAAUAAUAACCUUUGAAGAUUAAAUGUUUUCAGCAGUUGAAUUCAGACCCAAUGGAAAACAAUCCCUGGGAAAAGAUUUCUCUGCAAUUAAAUUAAUUCCCCCAACCGCUUUGUUUUUUGCAUUCAAGGAGACAAAUCCCGCCUUAUUUGGUCACGCAGACCAAGAGAAACAUGACCAAAAUCCUAAAUUAACCAUUCUCUAGAGAAUAACUAUUUUAUCAUGAUUUUUUAGAAACCAGAGUUGCACUGCAACUUUGUCUGUGGCAUAAAAGCCACAGAUGGAAAAAAAAAAAGUGUCCAUUGAAGCUAGAGAUGAGGAGCUCUGUCUCUCUGUAUGGGUAUGAAGCUGGCUUACAGACACUGUAGCAGCAAAUAAUUUAACUAGCAGACAACUCUUGAUUAAUGAUUUGGCUAAUAAGGGUGAGAUCAUGGAAAAUGCUAAUGCAAUGCCUUAGGAAAAUCCAAUUAUAAUGUAACCUAAUUCAAUUCAGACUCUCAGCAGGUGACCAAUGUUCUGAGAAGAAUACCCCACGCUUGGCUGUAGUGAAUGUUCAAAACAGACGAGCUUCUGUAUAUCUGGUGUUGCAGCCAACAAACCCCCAUUUCAUUCACUUCAGCCCUUCUAUGAAGGUUGUGUCUUCUGUUUGUGAAACUUAUUAUAUAGUUUGAGGAACCAUUAUCUGGCCUAAGCAGAGAUGACUCAACAUGAGUCAUUCAUACUAAGAAAACAGAGUUUGCAGUGCUAGUGCUAGCUCUACUUUUUUGGUAUAGACAUGGAGUUUUUAAUGGUUGGUUGGCUAGGGCCUGAUUUUGCAAACAUUUACUUGAACAAAUCCCAGUGAAGCUAAUUGUGAGGCUUUGUUUCCAAUAUGGUGUGAGUGGGAGGAAGAGGCCUCUACCUUUUUGUAUGCUGCUGCACAUGUUCCUCAAAUCCAGGUACUGUUUUCCCUCAAUUAGUGUGGUCACAUUAAAAUAGCGUACACCAAAGAACCAUUGUUGUUGUU
Messenger RNA from Pelodiscus sinensis (Chinese soft-shelled turtle), 3735 nucleotides. RefSeq names its product TNFAIP3 interacting protein 3 (gene TNIP3). The record is from RefSeq and is a predicted model, not a curated record. Gene Ontology annotation, biological process: regulation of transcription by RNA polymerase II; cellular response to lipopolysaccharide. Lineage: Eukaryota; Metazoa; Chordata; Testudines; Trionychidae.